CGAAGCAAGCGGAGGCAGGGGUCGGAGCGGCGGGGGCCGCGCCAUGGCCCAGCAGCAGAUGAGCAGCUCGCAGAAGGCGCUGAUGCUGGAGCUGAAGUCGCUGCAGGAGGAGCCGGUGGAAGGCUUCCGCAUCACCCUGGUGGACGAGUCCGACCUCUACAACUGGGAGGUGGCGAUCUUCGGGCCCCCCAACACCCUCUACGAGGGUGGCUACUUCAAGGCUCACAUUAAAUUCCCUAUUGACUAUCCGUAUUCACCACCUACCUUCAGAUUCCUGACCAAAAUGUGGCACCCCAACAUUUAUGAGAAUGGAGAUGUAUGUAUUUCAAUUCUUCACCCACCAGUAGAUGAUCCACAAAGUGGAGAGCUGCCAUCUGAGAGGUGGAACCCUACCCAAAACGUCAGGACUAUAUUACUGAGUGUAAUCUCUUUGCUUAAUGAGCCCAACACAUUCUCUCCUGCCAAUGUGGAUGCAUCAGUCAUGUUCAGAAAA
Molecule: messenger RNA, 493 nt
Organism: Centrocercus urophasianus (Greater sage-grouse)
Lineage: Eukaryota; Metazoa; Chordata; Aves; Galliformes; Phasianidae
Gene: UBE2R2
Product: ubiquitin conjugating enzyme E2 R2
Exons: 4
Biological process (GO): ubiquitin-dependent protein catabolic process; protein polyubiquitination
Molecular function (GO): ubiquitin conjugating enzyme activity
Source: RefSeq, a predicted model, not a curated record